CCCCACUGAUACAUGAGCAGGAGAUCCUAGAGCUCACCCACAAGAUGAUUGAGCUGCUGACUGGAAAGGUUCCUAUAAGGUGUCAGGAUGUGGCGGUCUAUUUCUCCAUGGAGGAGUGGGAGUAUAUAGAAGGACACAAGGAUCUGUACAAGGAGGGCAUGAUGGAGGCUCCCUGGCCUCUGACAUCACCAGAUGGAUCCAGGAGGAGAAAUCCACCAGAGAGAUGUCCCCAUCCUCUGUAUUCCCAGGACUGUCCAGAGGAGAAGCUCCCAGAGAACCAUCAGGUAGAUGGAGCUGAAGUCUCACCAGAAUCUGAUUUUUAACGUCAUUAAACCAAAGAUUAUUUUACAUUUUGUUUUCUUGUUCAUGAUGAAAAUCUGAUUGAUAUUAAGGUUGAAGUUAAAGAUGGAGCAAAAGAGAAGAUGGAUUUAUGGGGCGCUCAGCAGUGUAAGAAGCGUGGGGGGUGACUUUUAUGUAUAAUUUGAGGGUCACCUGGAUAAUACUCCCAUCAUCACAUGUAAUAAUCUCUCCUGCCCCUGUGUGUUUCCUACAGUUGGACUCAUAGAAGGAAAUCCCCCCGAGAGAUGUCCCCGUCCUCUGUAUUCCCAGGACUGUCCAGAGGAGA
Bufo bufo (common toad) is the source of this 625-nucleotide messenger RNA. Its product is annotated as oocyte zinc finger protein XlCOF7.2-like. The transcript has 3 exons. NCBI's taxonomy places the organism in Eukaryota, Metazoa, Chordata, Amphibia, Anura, Bufonidae. Gene Ontology annotation, biological process: regulation of DNA-templated transcription. Bases 45 to 323 code for a protein of 92 amino acids. The record is from RefSeq and is a predicted model, not a curated record.